UUCUCCCAGAACGCGCACACUUUCUCUAUUCGGCUACAGCAUCCGCAAGACCUGGAGAUGACACACGGAUACACGUUCAAAAGCAACACCAUGCACGGUUCCGGGGCAGUUCAGUUGAUAAGACGUAAGAAAAAAACCAGAACAGUAUUUUCGCGAAAUCAAGUGCACCAACUGGAAACCACUUUCAACUUGAAACGCUAUUUGUCCAGCUCGGAGCGGGUUGUUCUUGCCAAAGCAUUACACUUAACGGAGACGCAAGUAAAAAUAUGGUUUCAGAAUCGUCGAAAUAAAUGGAAACGUCAGGUGAUCACUGAUUUUGACUCAUCACCAUCCGGUGUGCUUAGCGGUAGCACUAACUCCACAAUUCUGUGCCCUCGGUCGGGAAAUCUGCUCAAUUUGCCAAAUACACAAUCCACUGGACCAGGACUAUCCGGUCUGGAUUGUGAUUUGGGAUUCAUUUGGUCUGGGACCAACGAUAUAUAA
Messenger RNA from Echinostoma caproni, 483 nucleotides. NCBI's taxonomy places the organism in Eukaryota, Metazoa, Platyhelminthes, Trematoda, Plagiorchiida, Echinostomatidae. The record is from the annotation of a GenBank genome assembly.